This is a messenger RNA of Coregonus sp. 'balchen', 3941 nucleotides long. The record is from the annotation of a GenBank genome assembly. Lineage: Eukaryota; Metazoa; Chordata; Actinopteri; Salmoniformes; Salmonidae.
GCAGCGGGAGGGAAACAUAUACCAGUUUAGAUCUGCAUCCUUAGCACUCUCACUUAGAACUCUCAGUACUCUCAGAUACACCUUUAUUUUAUACCUUUAUUUAACAAGACAGUUCAGAACAAAGUCCUCGCAUCUGAGCACAACAGACCUUAGCUAGCUGCUUUCAUACUUAAACGUAACACACACUGUACAGUCAGGACACCAAACCCCCAGGACCACUAGACAAGAUGAUCUUUCUGAUGGACCUCCAGAUGAUGCUACUGGACGUGAUCUACUUUAUCCUGCGUGGAUCCGUGCGGAUCGUCUUCCGGCCGCGCACCAAGCCCAUUGACGGCGAGCUUGUCCUCAUCACAGGGUCAGGGGGUGCCCUGGGGCGUCUCUUCGCCCUGGAGUUCACCAAACACGGGGCAGAGGUGGUGCUGUGGGACAUUGACGCUAACAACAAUGAGGAGACAGCCAGGCUAGUGAGGGAGGCGGGGGGCAAGGCGUACCCCUACAGGGUGGACGUCACCAACCGGGUGGAGGUGUACCGCACGGCGGACAAUGUGCGGACGGACCUGGGCCGUAAUGUCACCAUGCUGGUGAACAACGCCGGGGUGGUUGCCGGGGAACGGCUGAUGGACUGUCCGGAUGAGCUGUUGGAGAGGACCAUGAAGGUCAACUGUCACGCCCUCUUCUGGGUAAGACUGCUGCUUCUACUGUUGUUACUAUGUAGGCCAGAUAACACUUUAUAGAACUGGGCCAGGGGACUCUUAUCAGCUGGUGGAAGAGAGGGUGGCAUGCGGGUAUCAUCCAACUGUAAUCUCAGAACCCAGAACCAAAUCUGGUGUGUGCUGGCCAGCUACUCAAUUUGACAUUUGACACAUAUGUUAAUAGUCUGUCACAAGAGACUAAUUCCACUGUGAUACUCUGUAGUGAUGAUGACAGUUAAAUUCUGUCCAUAUAGUAAAUGUACCAUAUAGUUCUGUUGACGGUCAGGCUUUAGGAUGUGGGGGUUGAGGAUUCCAUGACUUAUUGUCAUUGAUGUUAAUCAGACGGAUUAUUAAAAUCUAUAAUUAUACAGGCUCCCAUCACCAGCAAAUAGCAUCAUUUUGUACAAAGUUUGAUAUGCAAUAUGCAGUCAUAUCAAUAAUAAUAGGUUUUAUAUACAAAUGUUUCUGUUUCCAGGCUCUGUCCUAGCUGGCCGUGACCGGGAGACCCAUGGGGCGGCGCACAAUUGGCCCAGCGUCGUCCAGGGUAGGGGAGGGAAUGGCCGGCAGGGAUGUAGCUCAGUUGGUAGAGCAUGGCGUUUGCAACGCCAGGGUUGUGGGUUCGAUUCCCACGGGGGGCCAGUAUGAAAAAAGUAAAAAAUAAAAAAUAAUGUAUGCACCCACUAACUGUAAAUCGCUCUGGAUAAGAGCGUCUGCUAAAUGACUAAAAUGUAAAUGUUUCUCAGAGCAGGAUCCUACAGGCUGCGUUUACACAGGUAUGCCAAUUCUGAUAUUUUGCCACAAAUAGUUUUUUUUGACCAAUCAGAUAUUUCAGAUAUUUUGUCAAUAAUUGGGAAAAAUAUCAGAAUUGGGCUGCCUGUAUAAAUGCAGCCAUAGUGAUACAAGGGCUAUAGGGGUAACAUGAAGAAGAAAAACCUACUGGUAUGUGAAAACAGACUAUCAGACUAUAACUUUACUCCUAAAUCUUUGCAUUGCGAAAGAGAAAUUCCAAGCCGUUUUAUCCCUGUGUACGUCAGUAUUAUCCCUCCCUAUACGUCAGCUAUAGUCAGACGUAUACAGUGCAGUUUAUUGUUCUUAAUGUGUCACAUGACACGUGUGAAAUGUACAACUUUAAUAAGUUCUUAUCCCCUUAGCUGAGCGACAACACCCCAUACAGCGAGCCUAUUAAAGUGACACACACACAGCCAAUUAAAGGGCUAGGGGAUUCCCUCCCUGAUCCUCUUACAGUGGGGAACCGUAAGCCUGCUUCACAUUAAGCAACUUUUAAGAAGCUUAGCUAGACAGAACUCCCAUAAGGACUGCAGUACAAUAAUACUGCAUCAUUUUGCUCAUUCAAAAUGUUCAUGGACUAUUUAGCUAUUAAUCUCAUUAUUUCUACUCCUGAUAGUCAGUAAUUGUGUUUAUCGAAUAACAGUCUCUGUGUAUGUGUGUGUGUGUUUGUGUGCAUGUCCACCUGGUUGUGUGUCCGUGAUUGCCUGUGUGUGCCUGUCUGUCCGUGUGUGUACCUGUCUGUCCGUAUGUGUUCGUGUGGACCUGUCUGUCUGUGUGUGUCCCAGAUGGCGAAGGCCUUCGUUCCCCAGAUGAAAGAGCAGAACCAUGGACACAUCAUCACCGUCGCCAGCGUCCUGGGUCUCUUCAGCACUGCCUGUGUGGAGGUGAACCAGGGAGGAUAUAACACAUAUGAGAGAAUAUGACUGAUGUUUAUUACUGUCUUGUUGCUGUUUAUUACCGUAAAUAUUAUUUAACUAAGAAUGGUAUUACUACAGUUAUUACUGUGUAGUGACAUAGGUAAGAGGGUAACCUAUGGUAAAGUGUAGUGUAUCUUAGCCUCUGUAACUUAGCCUACUGUAUGUAUGUGUUACUGUGAUGUUGUAAAUGUGUUCAUAUUCACAAAGCAUCUCAGAGUAGGAGUCCCUGAUAUACGAUCAGUUUUGCCUUUUAGAUCAUAAUGAAUAAGAUUACAUGGACAGGAUGGACCUGAUCCUAGAUCAGCACUUACUCUGAGACUUCAUGAAUAUGGGCCCUGAUGUCUCAGUGGUGUUUCUGUUUGAGCCAGGAUUAUUGCGCCAGUAAGUUUGCGGCGGUGGGAUUCCACGAGUCCCUGGCCCACGAGCUGCUGACUGAGGAGUUUGAUGGAGUCAAGACCACUCUGGUGUGCCCCUAUAUUGUCGACACGGGCAUGUUUGACGGGUGCAAGAUCCGGUGAGAGAAACUAUGUGCUGGAGAAAAGGCGGGACUAAAGAGGGACUAAGGGCAACUUUGUUGUGGGUCAAUCACAGACUGAUAUUGCAGGUGUAAGCCUACCUCAUACAAUCAUACACAGUGGUUUAUCAUUUGACACAGAACAUAGGCUUACUACAGUAUGUUUCAGAAAGUUGUAGUUGUAUGUCUAACAUUCUGAUGUGGUGAAACUCUUUUCUCUCUGCUGCCCCCCUCAGGGAUGAGGUAGCACUGUUCCUGGCACCGCUUGAGCCUAGGUACUGUGUGGAGCAGGCCAUGAACGCCAUCCUGAUCGACCAACCCCUGGUUUGCAUCCCACGCCUCACCUACCUGCCCGUCAUCUCCCGAGCGUGAGUACACAUUGAUUGAAUAAACUUUAUAGAUCACCCACUCACUUGUCUUCGCUAGCUCCUUGGAGCGGUGCGGAGCGCCUCGACAUUUGUCUCUCCACAACCUCCUGUUCUGGGCCAGGUCCCAGGCUGAUGUGGUGUUGAGUCCCAGGUUGUAGGUCUUCCUUCAUUUGGUCGGACCAAUUGUUUUUUCACCAGCAGCACCCUCAGGUGCUCUGAUGAAGGCAUAGUGCCACCAUUUCCCAAUGUUCUUUAACUUGAGAUUUCAUUUGAAGUCAUUGUCCUAUAUGGCAGAGCACCCAGCUAAUAAAGCGAGAUAGCGCACCUGUUACCCACUUUCACAUCAAACAUAGUGUUUGUACAGGACACCCUGACAUGAUACAGCCAGAUUACCUUUGACCUGUGUAACUGCACUCUUCUUCCUCAUCCUGCAGGCUGUUGCCGUGGGAGUCUAACGUGGUGACCUAUCGGUUCAUGGGGUCAGACAAGUGCAUGUACCCCUUCAUCGAGAGCAAGAGGAACAAGCUGACCAAUGGAGGACCUACCCUGAUUGCAGCUAACUAACUCUCCCUGUCAAUUCAGUCUCUACAGAUAAAAUCUAAGGGCCAGUUUCCCAGACAUAUUAGUCCUGGACUAAAAUUCUCCAUUGAGCAUGCUUUUU